ACAAUCCGAUAGUCUGAUGUUAUCCUUAUAAAUUGUAUACCAUUUUUUGAGGACGAUUUUAUCAUAGCGAGUUCCUGUUUGUGCUGCAAUAAGUUUUUUGAGGUCUCCUAUUGUGUCAUCUGGAUUGCAUUUAACUCGUACUUUCUUUCCCAAUCGAUCGUUGCAUGUAAUUUCCAACAUUUUGAUGCUUUUCUGGAUCUAAAAAUAUAUGAAGUUUUUUAAACGUUUAUUAAUGUACUGGAUGUCUAAUUUUGCAUAUAUCAUUUGGAGUUUGUAGUCAAUAAAUAAACAUAAGUAUGUUAUAAAGGUUUAAGACCUUAUUAAUUAGAUAUAUUUCGAAGAUUUAGGUAACAAAACAUAUAACACGAAAGAUACGUCCGAAUCUGCAAAAGUGCAGCAAAAUUUCAAUAUGUCAGAUGCUUAUCAUUUUCAACUUACUGUAUAUGUCAAAAUUGUUCCUAUAUGCUACUUACUGGAUGUGAUUUAAGUUGUUGCUGCUUCCUGGAUGUAAUGUUUACGAUUUUUGAUUCAGUUUAUGAAUUUCAAAUAGCCGUUGAAACUUACUGAACGCAACUUUUGUGUAACUGUUGUUUGAAAUUCAAAAAUUGAACCUAAUUGAAUUGAAGAGAAAACGAAAAUUAAAUCUAAGCACACUCAAAAUAAUAUCUAGACGCACUCAAUUGUAGGAAAAAAAUAAGUGACAGUAAAGCAAAUAAGUUAAAUGUUUUUUUACAAAAUUAGACGUGAAAACAGUAUUUUAAAGCUAUUAAUUUUAGUGCAAUUUAUAUCUAAGACACUAUAAUUAUAGAAAAAAAAUAAGUGACUAUGAAAAAGUGUUGAUUUAAGAGAGAAAUUUCAAAAAUAAAAAAAAGGGAAUUAAUAGUUCGAGUUUUUGCCCGGUUGUGUUGAAAUAUUCCCUAAUUUAAGAAAAAUUGAUAGUUAAUAAAUACGCGAGCGGAGAAACAGAGAAGAAAAUCGGGGUGUUGUCCAUUAAAUAUUAGAAAAUAUUUGAUAACGAUAUCGUGAGGAAUAUUAUAAGUGAAGUGUCAAGUGCUAAGAUAUUUUAAAAAUGCAUUAAAGUGUGUGGAAAAAUGUAGAUCAUAGAUCAGAAAAAAAAAUAAUAUAAGAAAAAGUGCCAAAAGAGCAAAGUUAAAGCAACAGUGAGAUUGUGAGAAAAGUAAUAAUUAAAGUGAACUCAAGAGCUUGUAGUUUAGGAAAGAAGAUUUAAUAAAUAACAACAAUGUUCAAGUGCAUUCCGAUAUUUAAAGGAUGUAAUCGUCAAGUGGAAUUUGUGGAUAAACGUCACUGUUCCUUGCCAAAUGUUCCCGAAGACAUUUUGCGUUAUUCAAGGAGCUUAGAGGAGUUGCUGUUAGAUGCAAAUCACAUCAGAGAUUUGCCCAAGAAUUUUUUCCGACUACAUCGACUUAGAAAGCUUGGCCUGAGCGACAAUGAAAUUCAUAAACUUCCUCCCGACAUACAAAACUUUGAAAAUCUUGUAGAAUUAGAUGUAUCGAGAAAUGAUAUCCCAGACAUUCCAGACGACAUUCGUCACUUACGACUGUUACAGAUUGCUGAUUUCAGUUCGAAUCCAAUUCCAAAAUUGCCAGCGGGCUUCUCGCAACUUAAGAGUUUGACAAUAUUAGGCUUAAAUGAUAUGUCCUUGACCUCAUUGCCAGCUGAUUUUGGAUGUUUAACACAAUUGGAAUCGCUCGAGUUGCGUGAAAAUUUAUUGAAAAAUCUUCCUGAAUCAAUAAGUCAGUUAACAAAGCUUGAGCGCUUAGAUUUGGGUGAUAAUGAGAUAGAAGAAUUGCCUCCACAUUUAGGCAGUCUACCGUCACUACAAGAGCUUUGGCUAGAUCACAAUCAACUGCAACGUUUACCGCCUGAAAUCGGUAAUUUGAGUAAUUUGGUGUGCUUAGAUGUAUCGGAGAAUCGUCUUGAGGAUUUACCUGAUGAAAUUGGAGGCUUAGAGAAUCUUACAGAUUUACAUUUAUCACAAAAUCUAUUAGAAUUUAUACCGAAUGGUAUUGAAAAAUUGACAAAACUGACAAUAUUGAAAUUGGACCAAAAUCGCUUACAUGUGCUCAAUGAAUCCAUAGGAUCAUGUGAAAAUAUGCAGGAGCUCAUACUGACAGAAAAUUUCCUUAUUGAAUUGCCAAAUUCAAUUGGACGUAUGAAGAAACUAAAUAAUUUAAAUGUCGAUCGUAAUGCACUCAUAUCCUUACCACCGGAUACUGGUAAUUUAAUAAAUCUGGGUGUGCUGAGUUUGCGGGACAACAAAUUAACAAAAUUACCGAAUGAGCUGGGGAAUUGUACUGCAUUACAUGUAUUAGAUGUGUCUGGAAAUCGUUUGCAAUAUCUGCCAUAUUCAUUAGUUAACUUACAACUUAAAGCUGUAUGGUUAUCGGAAAAUCAGGCACAACCAUUAUUAACAUUUCAACCAGAUACUGAUGAUGCAUCCGGUGAACAAGUCCUAACAUGCUUCUUACUUCCUCAACAAGAAAUGCAGCCCGUUAGUCCAGAUUUAGCACCGGGAAGAUUAUAUAGAUCAAAUCAAAAGUUCGGUUCGAUGGAUUUGUCUGAUAUAACACAAGAUAAUCGUGAAGAUUCUGAUAAUGAAGAUUGGCAGGCACGAGAGGAGUCAAGAACGCAUUCGGUUAAAUUUAGUGAAGACUCGGCAACCGACAAGGAGACACCGUUUGUUCGACAAAACACUCCACAUCCAAAAGAACUUAAACUUAAAGCUCAUAAAUUGUUUUCGAAAGAUAAGAAGGAUGAUGAGUCGCAGCUGAAUCGUUUGCCUGAAGAGUCACAACGCACGGAGGACGAUGAACUAAUAGAAGAAUCCCAUCCAGAAGUAAUUGCAUAUCAAGAAGUGUCGUCAACAGUUGUGCAUACAGAAAUUCAUAACAAUUUUAUAUCACCAAACGAUGAUUCUGGCGAGAAACGUGUUGUCUUUCCCGAUGAAGACGAUCACAAUGAGGAUGAGGAAAAUGAUAAACGACCCGUAUCAAAGUUACAUCGUCGUGAUACACCACAUCAUUUAAAGAACAAACGUGUUCAACAACAUUUGAAUGAUAAAGCAUCAAAUGUGAUUCUUAGUAAAUUAAAGGAGAAACCACACAUUAUAUCAACUGUUGAGGAGGUCCAAAGUAUUGAAAUGAUUGAAAGCGUUGAUAUGAUUCAAAAUCUAGACAUGAAUUCAAUGCCAAUCGGACAAGAUGUUGGAUUGCCAAUUGUUGAAGAAAUUCCGGAUGUUAACCAGAAUGGAAUUGAAAUAUCAUCAAAUUCAAAUGAUUCGACGGAUGCUCUGACAGCAUUGAAAAUCGAAAGAUUAGAAAUUCACAUUGAACGUACAUCUGCUGGACUUGGUCUAAGUAUUGCAGGUGGUAAAGGAUCAACGCCAUACAAAGGAGACGAUGAAGGUAUUUUUAUAUCGCGUGUCACAGAAGGAGGACCAGCAGAUAUGGCAGGCUUACGUGUAGGCGAUAAAGUGGUUAAAGUAAAUGGCGUUUCCGUUGAGGAAGCUGAUCAUUACGAUGCUGUUGAAGUUUUGAAAGCAUGCGGUGCAGUUUUGGUGCUAGUUGUUACGCGUGAAGUCACAAAACUUGUUGGACAUCCAGUCUUCUUUGAAAAUGGAGAGCUCGCAAAAAUUGCAUAUGAUCAUAAAGAGACGACAAAUGCAAAAGUCAUUCCAGCACCAAUACAUAUUCCGACCGAACAAAAUGAAAUGCAAUAUCAUAAUGAAACACCACAUUCCGCUCCAAUUUUAGACACAUCUACGGGUCAUCAUGCAGUUGCUAGUCAUAUAUUGCAUGGAACUUCCGAUGUUGUACACAAAAUAACGCUACAUACCACGUUAAUAAGAGAUCAAAUUGGCCAGGGACUUGGGUUCAGUAUAGCUGGCGGCAAAGGACAUGCACCGUUCGUAGACGGAUCAGAUGGAAUUCAUAUUUCAAGACUUACUGAAGGCGGCAUUGCACAACGUGAUGGAAAAGUUCAAAUUGGCGAUCGUAUUAUAGCAAUUAACGGUGUUGAUAUGCGAUCGGCUAAUCAUGAUCAAGCUGUUCAAUUACUAACCGAUACACAGAGAUUUGUGCGUCUCGUGAUUGAACGUGAAGUGAAGGGACCACUCGAAAUGCCUCAAAGUCCACGUAGUCCAUUAUUAAAAGGUCUCAGUCCCACUGGAUAUAUGGCAAAUCGUCCAACAUACACGGGUUACAGAAGAUCAAUUGGAGACAUUCUAGAGUCUAGCAGUGACACAACAUCACACAAAAACAAAGUAGUAGAAGUAGAAAAUCAUAACAAUAAUAAAGUAACAACAACAGCAACAAUCAUAACACAAAAUACAGAAAAUAAUAAUGCAACAUUACCAUCAUCAACAUCCUCAUCAUCAUCAGCGGGCACAAUACAAAAAGAUUCGCCAAACAGCAAUGAAGCAUUCAUCCAAAACGAAAAGCAAGCACAAGUUCAAGCUCCUCAGCCAGCACCACGUACAAGAUUAUCAUCACAAAAUUCCGUACCAUUAACAAAUGGUACAGCAGCAACAACAAAAAGUGAUGAUGCAGCACAGGGACCACGUCCAAUGACGAGUGAUGAUUUCCAAGCAAUGAUUCCAAAACAUUUCAUUAGUGGUGACAAAAGCUAUGAUGUACAAAGAUCGUCACCAGCAUUAGAGCAAGGAGCAUCAGCCGUAACAGUAACGGUAAAAAAGGGAAGUGCAGAUUUGCCAAUGCUACCGCCAGCACCAACAGAUAUAGGAUUCGUUACAGAAACAAUCACAAAAUCUACAUUAACAGAGACUGUAAUGACACGUGUCACAGAUAAUCGCUUAAUGGAGCCAUUAAUUAGUGAGGAGGUAGUUUUGCCGAAAAAUCAGGGACCACUUGGAUUCUCCAUAAUUGGAGGAACAGAUCACUCAUGUGUUCCAUUCGGCACGCGUGAUCCUGGAAUAUUCAUAUCGCACAUUGUUCCUGCUGGAAUAGCUGCACAAUGUGGUAAAUUGAGAAUGGGAGAUCGUAUAUUAAAAGUAAAUGGAACAGAUGUGACUACUGCUACACAUCAAGAAGCUGUAAUGGAAUUAUUGAGACCAUGCGAUGAUAUUAAAUUAACAGUUCAGCAUGAUCCUUUGCCAGCUGGUUUUCAGGAAGUGACAAUUAUAAAAACUGACGGUGAACGAUUGGGUAUGCACAUCAAGGGAGGCCUCAAAGGUCAACGUGGUAAUCCAUUAGACCCAAAUGACGAAGGAGUAUUUAUAUCGAAAAUAAAUAGCAGCGGUGCUGUACGACGAGAUGGUCGUCUUAAAGUAGGCAUGAGAAUUUUAGAAGUCAAUGGUCAAUCAUUGCUUGGCGCAACGCAUCAAGAAGCAGUCGAUAGUUUACGAUUAAGUGCAAAUCGUUUAAAUUUAGUUGUUUGCAAAGGAUACGAUAAAUCCGAUUUAAUUCAUGGAAUGAUCUCAUCUGGUACGGGAAGUCGUUUGAGUAGUCGUGCAUCAGAAACAGGCAGCGAAUUAAGUCUGGAUCAGGAUGAAUUAGAGAACUCUACAGUCAUACAGAAUUCACAUGCAGAAAGCUUAAUUAAUAAAUCUGAUGAUGUAUUCGAAGAGUCAAAACCAAAUGAACUGGUUAAUACGAGUCAAGAGAUUGCACGAUUGGCAAAUGAAGUUGCAUUGCUUAGUCAGCUUGAAAAUGAAAAUGCACUCGUUAAGGUGAAGGAAAAGAGUACGCCAGAAAAGGUAUUAGAUAUCGUAAGAGCCGCAGAAUCAUUGGCACUCGGAGAUGUAAUUCCACCAAAAUCACCUGUAGAACAUCACGAAUCAUUACAAAAGACCACAACAAUUGUAAUGUCAAAGCACACAUUAGAUACAUUAAAUUCCGCACCAACUGCUGAGAUUCAGCAGCCAGCACAACAACAACAACCGAUGCAAACGACGCCACCUUCACAGUCCCCAACACCGCCAUCAUCAGCAAAAUCUGAAACACCUAAAACGGUCUCGGAUAAGAAGCGUUUCUUUGAACAUGUAAUGGAAGAUCAACAAAAACCGACACCCAAAUCAGACAAGUCUUUCUCAUUCCUAUCCGAAGAUGAAAUUCAAAAGCUAAGGCAAGAGAAUGAGAAAAAGAUUGCAACAAUCACACGCGAAACGAAGAAGAAAAUUGCAUCUGCAACAGCAACCGAUAAUAUCAAUAAUAAUGAUGAAUUUGAUGUUAAUGAAGACGAUGAGGAAUUUUAUCGCAAUAAAAAUCUUAUCAUUAGUCAACACGUGAUGGACGAUGAGGAGGAUGAGGAUGCAACAACGAGAUCAAAAUCACCAUCAAAAUCUCCCAUUAGUCGAAUACCAAUUCGUACAGCAAAGGCGGAAAAGCGUGCGAGAGAAUUGGGACUGAUUCAAGAUAUUGAUGAAACGCAACUAUCACCAUCUGAAUUGAGAACAUUAAGAGCGGAAAAACGGGCUGCAUGGCGUCAAGCGAGACUAAAAUCAUUGGAGCAAGACGCCCUUCAAGCUCAAAUCAUGAUACAACGCCUAAACAAUGAACCAUCAUCGGAUGAUAUUAGAAAUCUGAAGAAGAAGAUGCAACGUGAUAUGCUCGAUGGUGUUGAGGAGGAAGAGUCUAACGAAGAUUUAAUAACAAAAUCCGCAAAAAGUCGACUAAAAUUUCCCCGAAUUGCAAUAAAACUUCGCCCUGGUCAAGUGACGGUGAGAGAAAAGGAGACAAUCCUUGAUGAGAAAAUAAUUCAACGAACUGAAGAGGUCUCGGAUCCUAUCACAGGUGAACCGACUUUUCAGACUUUCGAAUAUGUUGAGAAAGUCAUCGAGAGAGAGGUUGAAACGUGUCAAGAGAAGAUUUUCUCACUCGAAUUGGAAGAUCCAAAAUCAUUAGAGUCACCAUUGACACCCACAUCGACACCAAUAACCGAGCAAUUUAUUUCAUCAUUACAAUCGUCAAAUCUAAUGGAACAACAGUAUUCGGCCGAUGAGAGUGAUGAUAAUCAAUCGAUGGUUACAGUAUGUCCAAAUAAUACCGAAGAUACAUUCAUUCUACAUCCAACAGAUCCAUCAGAUUAUAUUAAUGCUAAUGUAAAUACUCUCAUGUCAUCGGAUGAUCAACAUGACUACAAAGAUGAGGAUGAUGAUGAGAUUGAAUAUUCUAAUCAGAUCAAUACAAUCGUACAAGUUGUUAAUCCAUUACUAGUUGGUGAUGGUGCAGCAACCGAAAUUGCCAUUGGACACUCAGAUGAUUUAUCAUCAUUUAAUAAUGAUCUAGAAGAUUAUGGUGAUGGUAUUACAUAUCGUCAAGAACUGUCGCUUAAUGAUAAAAUGAAAAAUGUCCUAAAAGAGCUGAAACAAAAUGAGAAAGUUCGUUUGAGUUGGUCGCGAAGCAUGGAAGAAGAUGAUGAUGAUGAGGAGGACAUAGAGAAUUUCGAGAAGCACGAAAAGGAAUGUGAAGAAGAUGAUGACAAUAACAUUGUAAGUACGUCGUAUGAAGAGAAAACAGGCAGUAUUGGAACUGUCUUUAUGGUUCGUGAGCGUCUCAUAAAUGACUUUUAUGAUCAUCAGCAACAUCAUGAUAUUGAUAAUCAAGCGAGCAUUGACAGUUGUCAAGUAUACUCGAAUCCUGGUGUCGAUGAAUUUCUUGCACAUGAGAUUCAAUAUUCACAAGAGUCACUAAGUGCACGUAAGGAGGCAUUGACACUUGAACUUACUGAAACAACAGCAACAACAAGUCAAUCUAAUGAGAAUGGUGAGGAAGACGAUGAAAAUGAUGAAGAUGAGGAUACAUCCACGACUGAUAAUACGCCUUCGACACCUACAAAGUCUUUAGUGCAAGAAGAAAGCACUAAUGUCGGCAGCAGUACAUCAAAUAACAAUUCUAGCAAGAAAAAGCGCCGAAAGGGUAAAAACAAGUCAAAGAAAUAAACGAAAACUGAAGCAGUCAAAGGAAUAGGGGAGAGGAAAUGAGGCAGCAAAUAAACCUUGAUGAUGCUCUUAAAAAUAUAUUUUUUUGUUGAUGAUGAAGGUUGAUAAACAUUGACAACGACAUACGGCAGAAGUUUGGAUAGGAGAGGGAGAUAGAUAAAUAUGAAUAUCAAUUUAACGAGAUGAACAUUUAACAAAAAGCACACAUUGCUAUAAAAAUGAGAAAGAAGGAAUAAGUUCCUUGAUAGCGCCACAAAUCGAUUGAGUCAACAGUCAAUAUUACAUUCACAUUUUGGCAUAUCACACACAACUGUUCAUAAAAAAAUAGCAUACGUACAAUGUAAAGUGAGAGAGAUAAGGAAAAUGUAUAAUAUCAUGUACGAGAUAUUUUUUUUGUUCCUUGAAUGAAGAAAAAAAUUUCUGCCUCGAAGCCAAAUGUGAUUUACAUAAUGCAGAUCUUAGCGAAUAUGUGCGCUUCCUUCAGGUACACACAUAUUCCCACUUAAAAAUACGCUUGACAAAUUUUUUCACUAUCUGACUUCGUUAUUGUCAUCAUGACUUUAUAAAUAUCGAUGAAAAUUUCUUUCUUCGCUUCUUCUCUCGUCGCUUCCAAUGAGUUUUAAAUGCGAUUUUUAUUUUUCCUGUCGUAUGAAGCAAGAAAUGAAAUUUUAUUAAAGCAUAUCAAGAGGAAACUUUUCUUCUUCCUUCUCAUUUUUUAUUUCGAUGUCUUCAAUUUGAAAUUGCUAAAAUCUUGUGAAAGCAUUCUUAUCAGUAGAUGCAUUCAGACCUUUUUCACUUAAGUGACUUUUCUUCAUUCUAGAAUUAUUGUUGAAAAUUGUUCAAGUGAAAAAGUUGGACAAAUUGAUAGGAACACGGGGCAUUGUUAGGCAAGUUGAUUCUUAUUUGAGGUGGAACUUUUUGAUCAAGUUUAAUUGAAAAGAAAAUUCUUUUUAAAGUUGUUGGGAAAAUUUAAACAAUUGAAAAAGUUGGUUUUAAGUUGAAUUUCAAAUUGAAAUGAAAUUUUUUGACUAUUUUCUAAUAGUUUUAUGACAAAAACUUCCAAAAAUAACACCUGACUUGCAUAAUUUGUAAAUUUAAAAAGUGUGAAAUCAUUUUUAAAUGACCCAUUUUCAAUUACUUCCUCAAUCGACCUACAAAUGAAUACUGAGGCAUUAAUUUUUGAAGAAUUCUCAUUAAUAAUAUAUUUGUGCUGUAUAUUACCCGACCAAAAACCAUUAAGUUCUCUAAAAUAAAAAGACCAACUCCCUUCCUAGUAAAACACGCACUAAAAAAUCGAAUAAAUAAUUAAAAUUUUAAAUGAAUUAAGAACAAGAAAAAAAGUUCAAUUACGAAAAAGGUCACUUCCAAAAUAAUUUAAAGCCUCUUUUUAUUCGAAUUAAUAAAAUUUAAUUGUUGAUAUUUGAGUAUUUUUUUGAAUUAGAAUUUCAAUUAAUUCACAUAAAUGAAAUUAAAGGUUCGACAUUUUUUUUAUUGCUUAAUAUUUUUUUAAGUCAUAUUUUAAGAAUGAAUGAUGAAAAUAUUUCCAUGGAAUUAAAAUUGUCGAAAAGUUUUUAAAUCUAUCCGUCCCAAAGUAAACGAAAAGUAUGAAAAAAGAAGAAAACAUGGAUCAAGAGCUUUAUAAGCGAGAAAGAAACUUGAAUCUAAAUGGAUUUAUUUAUUAUUCAUAGCUAUUGAUAAUGGUUAAAAAAGCGAAUGUUAAACCCCAAAAUAAUAUUCAUUUUAGUGUGGAAAAUUUAAUUCUUGUGACAUCAUCAUGAUGAAAGUAUUAUAAAAUAUAUACAAAAUAAAAUAGUUAAUUAAGUUUGCAUUUUAAUUUAAAUUUUAUGGAAUAGUUUUUAAAAAAUAAUAAUUUUAUUCUGCAGUUAAAUGACUAUCAAAAUGCUUGCUGUAACAGUUUGGCUUUUGAUUUUUAGAAUGGUUGAUGGGAUUUUAAAUUCUUACAAGUAAGCAGGGGUGUUGCUGAUAAACGAUUGAAAAUCAAGAGUGUAGUCAGGACCAAUAUUGACAACCUUAGUCUUUGCAUAGUAAAUCUUACGUACUAAUUCAAGUAUAUUUUAAAAAUGUCCUUUGAAAUUGACAUUUUCAUACAUUCAUAAAUAUUUAAUUGUUUUUAAAUGUCAAGUCACAAUUCUUGUAUGAUUGAUUGUGUUUCUCUUCAAAAUAUCUUUAAAUUAAGGCAUAAGUUUGCGGAAUUUAAAAAUUUUAUGAAGAUUUGUGUCUUACUUUUAAAGGACAAGUCAAUUGCAUUUUUCACAUACACAGCAACAGUAUUUUUUGUAAGAUGAAGGAAGCACUGGAUAAUUUUUAACAGAUUUCGCUAAUUUCAUAAUUUUUAAUGCUUUCAUAAUUUAUCCUCUGAAUUGUGUUAAAUUUUGGUAAAAGUCAAGAUAUAUGACAACAUAAUUAUUAAAUUGAAAUAAGAGGAAAUUUUAUCCAUUAGCGAAAUUGUGUUUAAAAGAUUAAUGAAGAACGAACUCACGAUAAGUUCAAUUAUUUUUAAUAAUUUUAAUGGCAAAAAUGAUAAAUUUAAAAAAUGAAAUUCGUUUUAUAAAAAUAAUAUUCUAAUUAAAUAGAGAAAAUCGAUGUGCAUUAGAAAAUAAAAUUCUUAAAAAUUUAAAUAGAGAAUAUAUUUUUUAAAAAAAUUCAAAAAAUAAGUAGAAUGUAGAAAGUUUUAAUAAUAACUUAAAUUUCUAUAUGAUAAAUGUUAUGCAUAUAUGCCCUAUUUACAAUGAUACUUUAAUGUGUAUUAUUUAUAAGUCGAAGAA
Messenger RNA from Chironomus riparius, 10704 nucleotides. The record is from the annotation of a GenBank genome assembly. NCBI's taxonomy places the organism in Eukaryota, Metazoa, Arthropoda, Insecta, Diptera, Chironomidae.